Messenger RNA from Cornus florida, 1841 nucleotides. RefSeq names its product ribose-phosphate pyrophosphokinase 4-like. NCBI's taxonomy places the organism in Eukaryota, Viridiplantae, Streptophyta, Magnoliopsida, Cornales, Cornaceae. The transcript is spliced from 7 exons. The record is from RefSeq and is a predicted model, not a curated record. Bases 137 to 1351 code for a protein of 404 amino acids. Gene Ontology annotation, cellular component: cytoplasm; ribose phosphate diphosphokinase complex. Gene Ontology annotation, biological process: 5-phosphoribose 1-diphosphate biosynthetic process; purine nucleotide biosynthetic process. Gene Ontology annotation, molecular function: ribose phosphate diphosphokinase activity; magnesium ion binding.
CGUGUCAGCCAGACGGGGUACAAUUGGAAUUUGGAAACUGAAAACGAAAGUCAUCGUCUCCGCUACGCAAGCAGAAAAUAUCCCAACUCCCCCGACGACACCGUUCUCGGCGGCCGAUACACCGCAACAAAUCCACAUGUCUACCACUCCACCACCAACCCUUCCUUCUCCCUGCAGAAGAAACCCUAAUAAAUCCCUAAAGCCCUCUUCUUCUCCAUUUCCUCUGUGUUCGAAGCCUUCAUACCUUCGAUUCCUCGAAGAUAAGAACCGGAUUCGAUGCGAGCUCACGAGCUUCGAAAGCCCCCAAAAGUGGACCGUUGAUUGCGUCUCUGGUAGCGAUCCUAUUCACAUCAUCCUUAAACCUCCUUCUCCUAUUCCAAUGGCGUUGGAUUCAAGUCUGAAUAACUCCAAGAAGGUAUGCCUCUUCUAUUGUGCCGAAAUGCAAGCCCUUGCCGAAAGAAUCGCUGCCGAAUCCGACGCCAUUGAGCUUCGUAGUAUCACCUGGAGGAAAUUUGAAGAUGGAUUCCCCAACUUGUUCAUAUCUAAUGCUCAUGGCAUUCGGGGACAACAUGUAGCUUUUCUGGCUUCAUUUAGUUCUCCAGGAGUAAUUUUUGAGCAACUUUCUGUCAUCUAUGCAUUGCCGAAGCUGUUUAUCUCCUCGUUCACACUUGUCCUUCCCUUUUUCCCCACGGGCACAUCUGAGCGCAUGGAGGAGGAAGGAGAUAUAGCCACAGCUUUUACCCUUGCUAGGAUCUUGUCACACAUUCCAAUUUCAAGGGGAGGGCCCUCUAGCUUAGUGAUUUUUGAUAUCCAUGCCUUGCAGGAGAGAUUCUACUUUGGUGAUAAUAUUUUACCAUGCUUUGAGAGUGGCAUUUGUUUGCUUAAAAAUAGACUUCAACAACUCCCUGAUUCUGACAAUAUAUGCGUCGCUUUUCCUGAUGAUGGUGCAUGGAAACGCUUUCAUAAGCAGCUUCAGCAUUUCCCAACGAUUAUUUGUACGAAAGUUCGGGAAGGUGGUCAACGGAUUGUGCGCCUAAAAGAGGGAGACCCUAAAGGACGUCAUGUUGUGAUAGUUGAUGAUCUAGUACAAUCAGGUGGCACUCUGAUUGAGUGUCAGAAAGUUUUGGCCAAACAUGGAGCAGCAAAAGUCAGUGCCUAUGUGACACAUGGAAUUUUUCCUCAUAGGUCUUGGGAACGAUUUGAACAUGAUAAUGGAGGGUGCCCGGAGAAUGGGUUGAGUUACUUCUGGAUCACAGACUCGUGCCCGCUGACGGUGAAGGAGGUGAAGAACAGAGCCCCAUUCGAAGUUCUUAGCCUUGCGGCUCCAAUAGCAUCUGCUCUCCAAAUUUAAUAAUGGCACCACAGCAUUAAAUCCACUAACUCUUGAAUACUUAGUGGGGAAUUGAAUUUAAUCUUUCUGUUUGUUUCAUCUUUCGUACGUCAUUAUACAGAUGGAGGCUGAAACAGGCGGCAUGAGUAUAUUGGUGAUCCGUGUUGCUUUUAUGCAAUAAAAUUUAGCCAGCACUUUGAUAAAUUAGCUGGAAAUUUUGGAGGACAAAGCCAUAGUUGGCUUUUGAAGGAAACAUGUGUAUAGGUUUGUUUAAAGAAAUGUCGAUGCCAAAUGUUCUAGCAUUGACAGUCUGUUGGUAAUAGGAUUAUGACUAUUCUACCCUUUUGCUUGUCAAGACUAUUGCCUUCCUUCUCGAUAAUAAAGUGAUGUAAAACCCCAAAAUUAUUUGCUUUAAGCUGUUGUUUGAUUAGCAACUCCUGAUGGAAACUGUAGGCCAUUGGCUAGUGUGGUAAAAUGCUGACUAGCAAAUGUUGUGCGAAUUGAGUUCGAA